Messenger RNA from Chlamydomonas reinhardtii, 3597 nucleotides. RefSeq lists its product as uncharacterized. The transcript is spliced from 18 exons. Lineage: Eukaryota; Viridiplantae; Chlorophyta; Chlorophyceae; Chlamydomonadales; Chlamydomonadaceae. The record is from RefSeq and is a predicted model, not a curated record. Bases 383 to 3577 code for a protein of 1064 amino acids.
ACAACUACAAUCUUUCCCGAUUUACAGACCCUAACGAAUUUGAAACGAGCUAAACUUGGCUGAUUAGCAAGAGCAAGAAACAAUUGAUACAGUUAUGUUGGUUGCUGUAUGAUGCAAGAUUCUCAGCUGUAUUAAGCCUCAAUUUGACAGACUGCGCCAGCGAGGUUUGGCAAUCGCUGUCUUCUCCGCGAAGACUCUGACAUACAAUGGCUUGGCGACUUCCUUAAGGAUAUAGCAUGCAGCUAGCAUAGCAAAUAUGCACGAGCGGGGCCGGCCGCGGCAAGACGCUGCUGCACGGCGUUCUGUCGAUGCACCGCGCCCACAGCAGUCCUUUGACCGGACCUACGAGGGUAGCCCGCAACCUCAAGGGAAUCCCAUCGUCAUGCAUGCCUCAGCAGCAUUCAUACCAGGCGUGUCUGCGGGUUCUCCGCGCAGCACGCUGGUGAUAACUGGGGCGGACCUGGCUAUCCAGCCUUUUCCGCAGUUGCAAACAGGGCCCUUCCAGAGCGCAGUCUUCGAGCCUGAAAGCAAACCUCUGGCACAAGAGGGUCCUCUCACAUACUACCCGUCGUACAGCACUGUUGACCCGCAGCACAAGUGGCAGCGUAUACGUGACUGGGCCUCCCAGGACAGCGUUACGGCAUUGGAGCCAGCUGCGCCGGCUACCGCGCAAGACCGCGCGGAGCCGUCGUUCCUGUCAGCUGGACCUGCCGGGCUCCACGGCGGCGGUGGCAAUGCCAGCGCCGCGAUCGCAGCUGGCUCCCCCAACCCGCUGCCGUCAGGGGCGGGCGGUGCAGGCUCGGACUCGUCAGCCAGCAUAGACUCCACCCUACUGGAGAUGGAGCUGGAGCGGGCACGCGCCAGCCUCCGUGUGGCCACCGCAGGCGCCGCUGGCCGGCUCUCCGCAGAGGGGAGCGUAGGCAGGCUGUUCGGUGGCGCGUCUACUACUUUUGGAGCGCCGCCCGCGCCCGGACCGGGGCCGCGGCCUGGCCUGGCAGCAUCACGGGAGCCCAGUUUCGCCGGUUUAGGGCCUGUGCCCAGCACCGGUAGGGUGGCGCCCCACCCACCUGGCCAGCACGUCACAGCUCGGGCGGACACGUUCCAAGCAGGGCUCGGGGCCAUCGGGGAGAUGUCUGCACUGCUCAACGCGUCGUUGGAAGGCUCCGUGUUGGCGGCCGGGGCCGGAGGCACGGUCACGGCGGGCCGGACGGGCGCAGCGGGGUCCGUCGGCAUCAGCGGCUAUGUGCACAGCAUGCAGCACGCACACGCGGCUUUCAGUGUUGAGAGGGCGGCUCUCGAGGCGCGCUGCCGCGCCGCUGAGGAGGCGCUCAGUGCUGCGGAGCGUCGCCACGCGGCCGCAUUGGAGCCCCUUCAGAGUCGCGUCUCGACGCUCGAGACAAGCCUGGCGGCUGAGCGGCAGCUGUGCGGGCAGCUUCAAGAGCAGCUGCAGGUGGAGCUGCAGCGCCUUCGCACGGCGACCGAGGGCGAGACUGCCGCACGGGCGGCCGAGGCGGCAGCACGGGAGAUGCUUGCUGUGUCCGGACAAAGCCUCGAGGUGGAGCGGCGCCGUGUAGAUGACGCGGCUGCCAAGGCUGCGGAGGCUUCCCGGGAGGUCACGAGCCGCAUCGCGGCUCUGGAGGAGGAGCGGUCGGGCUUGGAGAAGCAGCUCAAGCAGGAGAAGAAUCACGCUUCAGGCCUGCACAAGCAGCUGCGUGAGGCCCAACGGCAGGAGCAGGCGCUGCUCGAAAAGCUGGGCGCCAGCGAGGGUGCACGCCAGCAGCAGGAGAUGCGGCUCGAGGCCGCUGCGGAGCAGGUUUCGGCCAUGCGCAGCGAGCUGCAGCUGCUGAACGCCAAGCUUGCGGCACGCGACAAGCAGCUACUUCAGCACGUCAAGGAUGUGGAGGAGACGCAGCUCGCGUCGCUGCGCACUGAGCUGGCAGCGGCGCAAUCGAGGGCGCAGUCAUCGGAGGCCGCGUACUCGCAGCUUCGCAGCACCCUGGCAGCUGUGCACGCCGCCAUGGGCCCGCAGGCCCUGGCUGCGGCAUUCGGCUACUCCGAGCAGCUGCUGUCUGGGCUGUCCGCCGGCGCCGCCGAGUACGGCGGCCUGGCUGACCGGCUCAUGGCGGCCCGGGUGGUGGCGGAGGAGGACGGCAAGGCGGUGGUGACGCGCAUCAAGGAACUGGUGGCCAUGACCCGGAACCUGUACAUGACGGCUGAGCGGCGGGAGGUGGCGCUGUCCACGGAGAUGGAUUCCGCCAUGGCGACCCUGCGGCAGACCAACACGGACGCUGAGGCUCGGCUCGCAAGCUGCAACACAGCCCUGCGCACCACCACGCAGCGUGUGGAGGAGCUGACCAACCACCUGCAGGAGAGCCGAGCGCGCUGCAGCGAGCUCGAUGCCGCGGUUCAGGCGGCGAGGCAGGCACUGGCUGUGGAGCAACAGAGCGGCGAGGGCCUGCGGGCAACUGUGUUGGAGCUGCAGGCAGAGAUGUCGCGGCUGCGAGUGCGAGUGGCGGACACGGAAGGUGCUGAGCGGGAGCUGUCCUCCAGUCGCGGCCAGGUAGCUCAGCUGCAGUCGCUCACGGCGGCCCUGCAGGCGCAGGUGGAGCAGCUCGGCGGCAUGGCGGAGCGGAGCGGGCAGGCCGUGGAGACCAAGGACGAGCGCAUAAGGGAGCUGCGCACCGCUCUGGCCGCUGCCAUGGACGGCGCCUCCAAAGCGGAAGGCCACGCAAACGCUCUGCUGCGCCAAAAGCAGGAGGUUGCGGACGCACUGGAGGCGGAGCGCCGGCGCUGCGCUGACCUGGAGAGCGUGGUCAAGGCCUCCGAGCACGAGCUUGAGCGCGUGCGCUCCGAAGCGGACGCCGCUGAGGGCGCGUUUGCGCAGCUGAGUCAGCAGGUGGCAGAGGCCACCAGGCUAGCGGUUGCGCAGGCGCGGGAGAUGCAGCAGGGCAGCAUCGGAUCUGGCAGCAGUCGUGAUGCACCUGCUCACACGUCACCCAUGCUACUGUACGCCACGUCCGAGCACCUGGAGCGGGCUUGUGUGGAUGCGGCGGGUCAGCUGACGGCGCUGGAGGCUUACUUGGCCGCUCGGGGCUACCAAGGUGCCGGUUGGCAGCAGCGGCCCGGAACAGCGUCCAGCCGCAGCGGGCCCUGGCAGGACAGUGCCGGCCGUGCAGGGACGCACGGGCAGGCGGCGCCAGAGGCACUCGUGGUGGCGGGCGAGCUGGAUGAGGCGCCUAAGCUGUGUGUGCGGGCGCUGCUGGCGUGCAUGCGCCAGCUGCACGCGCAGCAGGCGCUCACGCACCAGCAGCUGAUCACCGCGCAACAGCACCUCCGGAGCGUGCAGCCAGAGGGCAGCGGCGUGCACACGCCCGCGGCCAUCGCUCGCAGCAUGGGCAGGACGCUGUCGACGCCUACCAAGUCCGGAACCUCAGGUCAACAACAGCAGCAGCAGCAGCAGCAGCAGCAGUACGAUGCCACACUGGCACUACCCGUGCACGAACUCGCGGUAGCUGUAGCAACUUUGGCGGAUGCUGCACGUCAGGUAGGAGGGCAUGCUUCGCACGCCUCAACGUAAGGAACUAAGCGAACUAGGUU